This is a messenger RNA of Symbiodinium necroappetens, 579 nucleotides long. Lineage: Eukaryota; Dinophyceae; Suessiales; Symbiodiniaceae. The record is from the annotation of a GenBank genome assembly.
AUGCCCUGUCACACCCGCCAGCAAGGCAGACAAGAGGCCACGGGCGAGAAGCCAGCAGGCAAGCAAGGCGGCAAUGGGAAAGGGAAAGCAAAGCCGAAGUCAUCUGCUGCAUCCAAGCACAACAAGGAGCAGGAGAAGAAGGCCAAGGAGCUGCUUUGCAUGCUUGAGCGCAGCCAGCAGAUCGUGGACCGUGUGGUAGGGGAAGCAGACCGCUUCCCAUCGGAGUGGACAUGGUGCAAGCCCUUGCUGCAGGAGUUCCGAUGCAAACAGGAGGAGUUCCAGAAAACCCUCAAUCCGGCCGGAGCCGAGGACCUUACCGAGUUCAUCAACGAAUUCCGCCUCUCCAUCAUUACCCCCGCAGCCCUCAAGGACUUGAAGAAGAACCACAAGGACAACUACUUUCAGCUCCUGUCGGUUUUCAUUGACCGGUGCAACAGCAUCUGCGAGCAGAUGAACCACACCGCCAGCAAGAUCGACAAUAUGGCCAAGGCUAUGAUGACGGCUUCAGCAGGCUCUGUGGCCGGAACCCCGAAACCCAAGAAGAAGACUAGGAAGGCCACCGGCCUCGUGAAGCAGUAG